AGGCGGGUCAAAUUAUGAAUUAUAGUAUCUUAUGUUUAGGCCAAAUCAUAAUUAAUUUAAAAAUAUUGAUUCAUUGCAUUAAAUAUGAAUUUAUGAAAAUUUGCGUGCUUUUUCUUCAAAAAUCACGUUUUAAAUGGGAAAGGUGUGUCUCGAGGUAUAUUUAUUUUGAAAAGGGAAAUGGGGUUUAAAGCAAAUGUCGUCUUCUAAGAAAAUUAAUGGAGUAUUUUAAAAAAUGUUUUAAAAGUUUAAGAAAAUAUUUUAACAUAAGAAAGAAAAUUUGCAAUAGUCACAGUCCCCACCCAAACAAAAUGUUCUAAAUAUAGAUAUAAAUUUGUGGAGUGGAUGCCAAAAGCAUCAAAUGAUGGAGGAUCUAGUCUCCAUGAAAUACUAAUCCAAAAUUUGGAUAUAUCAUAGAUGUCGUUUAAUGCAACAAACCCUCAUUUGGCUGCACUAUAACCCCCACCCGAGGCCAUUUUUGUUUUCAAAAUACCAUCAAUAUUCCUAAAUCUCAUUUUCUUACUUCCAACUUGGGGAAAGUAAACGGUCGAAUUCGAACCCUAGACCUCUUUGUCACAAGACGAGGUCGCACUAUUUGGUGUUCAGAUCCUCGAGUUUUCACCCGUUUUCUCUAGUGGUCUGAACCCCCCAAGCACGAACGAAAGAAGGAAAAAAUGGUUCGCGUAUGCAAUGGCAUAAUCACAUUGAUAAACUUUCUAACACUCACGGUGUCAUUGUGCGUGAUUUGCACAUCUCUAUGGCUAUACAUGAAAGGCAGGUCGUGCGAGAGGUCGCUGCGCGUGCCUCUCCUGGUAGUGGGAGGUGCGGUGAUGGCCGUGUCAUUGGCGGGGCUGGCGGGGUCGUGCUGGCGCGUGGCCUUCUUCAUGUGGCUGUAUUUGAUCUCGCUGUACGUGUUGAUGGUGGGGCUCACAGUGUUUACAUUGUUCACGAUUGUGGUGACCAACAAAGCGAGAGAUGCAUUGUCUCGAUUUGGAUGGGAGAGUGAGAGCGUGGGGCAUUAUUCAUGGUGGCUCAAGAAUUAUUUGGUUACCUCUGAUAAUUGGGACGAGAUCAGGAGCUGUAUGGUGAUUGUCAAGAUUUGCAAUGUUAUUGAGAGUAAAGGUGAUGAGUUUUACAAGCGAAAGUUAUCUACAAUUCAGUCAGGUUGCUGCAAACCACCAACUUAUUGCGGCUUUGAGCUGGUGAACCAAACAAUGUGGAAGAUUCCAGAAAAGGGGCAGGCAGUGGCCAAUCCCGAUUGCAGAAUAUGGCGCAACGACCAAGCACAACUAUGCUUUGGAUGCCAGACGUGCAAGAAGGCGGUUCUAGACAACAUUAGGAGAGAAUGGAAGCUGCUUGCCCUCUUCAACUCCUGUGUUCUUCUCUCCAUUACAAUCAUUUACUCUAUUGGUUGUUGUGCUCUCAGGAAUAAUCAAAACGACCACGACUGCAAAAGGCACAAUAACUAUCACGUUUGAUCUUCUCUUUCAAAAUGGUAAUCUCAUCGUUUCGAAAUACCCCUCACAUUUACAGUGAAAAACAUAUACUAGCAGCUUUCUAGCGCUAUGUUAUAUGCAACUUGCUCCCUAUUUUCAGUUAAUGUUGGUUACCACACAGGACGAAGGGAUGAUAUAUAGAGAUACUUAGAAUAGGUUUUGGUUGUAAAAUAAAUACACCCUAUAAUAUAUGGCCAAUUGUUUUUUAUUGGUUGCA
Molecule: messenger RNA, 1710 nt
Organism: Salvia hispanica
Lineage: Eukaryota; Viridiplantae; Streptophyta; Magnoliopsida; Lamiales; Lamiaceae
Product: tetraspanin-8
Biological process (GO): auxin-activated signaling pathway
Cellular component (GO): membrane
Source: RefSeq, a predicted model, not a curated record